Molecule: messenger RNA, 2975 nt
Organism: Durio zibethinus
Lineage: Eukaryota; Viridiplantae; Streptophyta; Magnoliopsida; Malvales; Malvaceae
Source: RefSeq, a predicted model, not a curated record
GAAACUUUUGAAAUAUUACUUUGCUUGGACAUCAAUGGAAAUAGGAACAGAUUGUAAAAAUUUAGCUUUCUUUGCAAUGAAAAAGGAAACCUUUGCCUACGCCUAUAUGUCCAUACUUAUUAAUUGGCUUUCAUUUUGAGUAACACAUUUCAGAACAUUGAACAGGAGUUAAGAAGAGGUGAUAGAAACCCCCCAGAGAGAAGCCAAAAGGCAAGGAAGCGUAUGAAAGCUCAAAAGACAAGCAAAAUCAAGGUUCUUCCUUGGGCCAAAAUGAAUCCAAUUGUAUCUGACCCCUGUCUUCUCUCUAUGCAAUUUAUUUCACAGCACUCUUGGUUUUGCAUCAGUUGAUCAACCUUGGCAAGGAACAGCACAGGUGGGCCAUUGGUAUCCAUAUAAUUUGCCAACUUGUCCAUGUGAGAUUAUACCCUUCCAUUCAGGGAGAAAAAGGCACAUGAAGCUGCAUGAGAAUGGGAUUGAUAUUGUUGUGAGAAACCUUUUUGAUUGAUUCCAGACUUCCAUCCAAUUCUUUUUGAGUUUCAUUAUAAAUCAGGGUUCAACAUGGAAACAACUUGAAAACACAGGAAUGUCAGCGUGAGAGAUUCUUUGCUUUCAUCAAAAGCUGCAUGGAAUUUAUACAUUCCCUGAAUUGUGUCAGUCUUUUCAGGAAUCAUGGCUAAAGGCACCAGAAAACUUUCUUAAUCUCCGAGCUUUUUGUUCCAAUCAUCAGCCAAUGGAUCUUGUCUCAUUGAAAAUCAAACAGUUUCCACAGGAAAGAAAAGCAGGAGAAUCAGACUAGACAUGGCUGCAGAGGCUUUGCAUGAUUGAAAAUUUAAUUAAUCACAGGAGGGAGGACUUAAUUCAAUCGGUUCGAGCAGCUACCUUUGUAAUAUUCAACAGAAUGAGGGUUGCUGCUCCAGGAAGAGGAACGCAGAAGCAAUACUAGAGGAAGAAUAGCAGAAUCAUUCAAAGGAGGUACCAAUUUACGUAUUUUACAGUGCUAGAACCUCCUUAUUUCUAUUGACGAUCCAACAUUUUUUUUUUCAAGUACCCGCUUAUAAUACAUACAUAUAUAUAUAUAUGUAUAUAUGUAUAUAUAUACCAUGGAUUUACAAAUUUAUUGACGGAAAGGGUAUCCAGACAGAAAUUUUGAUGAACGUACCAUCAACACACUUGAAGAAGACAAAGCACAACAUAGGAUCAAGAAAGAGAGAUCAAGACAAGGUACCACCAUAACAAGGAUGCGAAUUUCUGAUAGGGUAACUAGGCUAUACUAUAGCAAGGAAGUCAAAAUCGCGGAUAAUAAUCAAAAGUACUAGACACUGCCUAGUAAUAGUUUUUGCAAGAUCUUUGUUAAAACUAAUGCAACAUUCAUGUCAUCGAAUUCUUAAUCCACAUAAUUUAGAACUCAUUUGGAUUCCAGAGCGGUGGAAUCCAAGGGGUUUUGGCUCCUAACUAGAAGGAUAAGGGUCCAAUGAACCAUUAGAUCCAGAAGUGGACUGUCUUAAUGUAAAAUUGAAAUAUAAGAAAACUUUUAAUUAUGGCAGUCGAUUGUUUUUGGUGGGACAGUUCACUAUCAUAUCCAAUCUUACCAACACUUCUGUGUUUGCGUCCAAAUAUAUAUCCUCAUCAUUGAUUUUAAUCUCACUAUUAUAAUAACUAAUCUUACAUAUCUAAUAUCAUCGCCACCCAUAUUUUUAAUAUCACCGUAGUCUAUCUCACGGUGAACCUUAUUUUCAAAAACCCUUCAAGUUGAACAAGUUUUGUCAGAGAAUAAGAAUGAAUUAUUAUUAUUUUCGUUUUAUUUUCCUCAGGUGAAACUUCCAGCAGAAACUCAAUGGAACAGGUUUAUAGCAGACAAGAGAGCACUUUACCAACUAGCAAACCUGGUCGUUCAUCCUCUGCAAGGCCUAUGACCAUGGAAGUUGGAGACCGAAGGUGGAAGGGAAAUUAUUCCCAACUAAAUGUUUUGGAAACCAAAGCAGAUGCUUGGGAGAAAGCAGAGAUGGAAAAAGUCAACAAAUGGUAUGAGAAAAUGAAAGCAUCAAUUCUUGCCAGGGAGAAUGAAAAAAAGCUGCAAGCCAAAGUUAAGAUGGACAGGAAAAAGAAAGAAUUGGAGCAGAAAAUAAAAAGGACCCAAGAACUUUACCAGGUCAAUAUAGCAAGAAUUGAUCAUAUUGCUGGUGGAGCAAGAGCACAGGUAGAUGAGAAAAGAAGAAAUGAUGAAUUGCAGAUCAAACGAAAAGCAAGGAAAAUACGAGCAUCAGGAAAGGUUCCUGUUACAUGUUUCUUUUUCCGAAUGACAUGAAAAACUAAAGACAUUUCAAUCAGGAACAUAAUCAACUCUUUUAAGUUGGAUAAAAUGCAUUUGGCAACUCAAAAGUUAAUCAUGGUGAGAACAUGAUAUAUCUACAAUAUUUCCAUGAAUUAGCCAGCAAACAUAAAAUGUGUACAUUCUUCCCUGAGCUGUGUACACAAUUGUAUAUAGAUAAUACCUAAAAUGUUGAACACAGUAACAAUUCAGAUGAAUGAUUGGCAUGUCUAUAUCCUCUAGCACUUUUCAUUUAUAAGUUACAAAACUUUUAAUGUUUAAAAUAAGUUGAGAGCUAGUUUUAACAAUGAAAGCAUGCGGCAGAAAUUGUGGUUUAUGUAGCUGCCUGUAAUUCUUAGUUAAGGGAACAAAUGUUGGUUCUGAAUUCUCAGGAUCUCUCCAAAACAUGCAGCAUAAAAACCAACACCUAAAGGGAGUGACACAAUCUUUUCCCUUGCCCAUCCUUGAGACAAAAGACUCAGGUCCAAAAAUCUCUAUCUACCUUAAUGACUGGUUCCGGUUAUUGGCUACCUGUGGGAAUUUUCAACCACUACUAAAAGAUUCCUCAUGGGGAUGCUGAUUGAAAUUUGCCAAUCUGACCAUUUCUUUCGCAGUGUUAAUGCUUUUUGAGGGUAAGUGAGAAGGAGCAAGGGCAAUAGGGUACCUC